CGUAAUUCUAUUAAGAUGCCCACAACACAUGCAGAAGAACAACAUAUAUAUGAACAAUUUUACCAGAUUGCGCACUUUCCUGAGGUAGUUGGCUGUAUAGACUGUACGCACAUACCAAUCAAGAAUCCUGGUGGUUUGGUUGCAGAAUUAUACCGAAAUAGAAAACGUACAUUCAGUAUAAACGUUCAAGUUGUUGCUGGACCAUCUAUGAAAAUUAUGGACAUUGUUGCAAGGUGGCCUGGAAGGGAACAUGACAGCAUGAUUUUUAGUAAUAGUUCAUUAAAAGCCAGAUUUGAAGUUGGGCAUUUGCAUGGAUAUUUGUUAGGUGACAGUGGGUACCCUUGUUUGCCAUAUCUUAUGACUCCUCUACUGCACCCAGAAAACGACUCCGAAAUUUUAUACAAUUCGAGCCAAAUUAGAACAAGAAACGUUGUAGAAAGAUUAUUUGGAGUGUGGAAAAGACGUUUCCCUUGUUUGGCGAAAGGGCUAGGAACUAAUUUAGAAACUACUUGCGUGAUAGUAGUGGCUUGUGCGGUUUUAUAUAAUAUAGGAAUUGAUUUCGGAGAGAACCUAGAUGAAAUUUUGGUGGAAGAAUGAGAUGCAAAUAUACCAGAAAACUUACAAAUAAGGGGAAAUGCGCGUCACUUUACAGAAUGAAAUAGUUUUAUUAUAUUAUGCUAUUAUACAUAUAUAACUAUAUU
Molecule: messenger RNA, 701 nt
Organism: Cylas formicarius (sweet potato weevil)
Lineage: Eukaryota; Metazoa; Arthropoda; Insecta; Coleoptera; Brentidae
Product: putative nuclease HARBI1
Exons: 1
Coding region: 16-597 (193 amino acids)
Source: RefSeq, a predicted model, not a curated record